AUGGCGGCGGUGGCGGCGGGCGCGUCGGGCUCGGCGGCCGGCGCGGCCCCUCAGCAGCAGCCGCCGCCUCAGCAGCAGCCGCAGCCGGCGGCCGGGGGCGCGGCGGGCUCCGGGGAGGCGGGCGGCGGGGGUGGCGGAGGAGCCGGCGGCGGAGGAGGCGGCGGCGGCGGCGCUGGGCCCGCCGCGGGGUCGGGGUCGGGCGGCGGCGCGGCCGGGGGGGAGUCGUGGUACCUGGCGCUGCUGGGCCUGGCCGAGCACUUCCGCACGUCCAGCCCGCCCAAGGUGCGGCUCUGCGUGCACUGCCUGCAGGCCGUGCUGCCCCGCAAGCCCCCGGCCCGCAUGGAGGCCCGCACCCACCUCCAGCUCGGCUCCGUCCUCUACCACCACACCCGCAACGGCGACCUGGCCCGCGGGCACCUGGAGAAGGCGUGGUUGAUAUCCCAGCAAAUCCCCCAGUUUGAAGAUGUUAAGUUUGAGGCAGCCAGCCUUCUGUCUGAGCUCUAUUGUCAGGAGAAUUCUGUGGAUACAGCAAAACCUCUGCUCCGUAAAGCCAUCCAGAUUUCCCAGCAGACUCCCUACUGGCACUGUAGAUUGCUUUUUCAACUUGCACAACUACACACACUUGAAAAAGAUCUAGUAUCUGCAUGUGACCUUCUGGGAGUGGGAGCAGAGUAUGCUCGGGUGGUGGGAUCAGAAUAUACCAGGGCCCUGUUUCUGCUAAGCAAAGGGAUGCUGCUUCUGAUGGAACGGAAGCUGCAGGAAGUGCACCCGCUCCUCACCCUCUGCGGGCAGAUCGUGGAGAACUGGCAAGGAAACCCCAUCCAGAAAGAGUCCUUACGGGUGUUCUUCCUGGUCCUGCAGGUCACACACUACCUGGAUGCUGGGCAGGUGAAGAGCGUGAAGCCGUGCCUGAAGCAGCUCCAGCAGUGCAUCCAGACCAUCUCCACCCUGCACGACGAUGAGAUCCUGCCCAGCAACCCUGCUGAUCUCUUUCACUGGCUGCCCAAGGAGCACAUGUGUGUGCUGGUCUACUUGGUGACAGUGAUGCAUUCCAUGCAAGCAGGGUACCUGGAGAAGGCUCAGAAGUACACAGACAAAGCACUGAUGCAGCUGGAGAAGCUGAAAAUGUUGGACUGCAGCCCUAUCCUGUCAUCUUUCCAAGUGAUUUUGUUGGAACACAUCAUCAUGUGCCGACUUGUCACGGGACACAAAGCCACAGCAUUGCAGGAGAUUUCCCAAGUCUGCCAGCUCUGCCAACAGUCUCCCAGGCUGUUUUCCAACCACGCUGCCCAGCUGCACACUCUGUUAGGGCUCUACUGCAUUUCUGUUAACUGCAUGGACAACGCAGAAGCACAAUUUACCACAGCACUGAGGCUCACUACACAUCAAGAGCUGUGGGCAUUUAUUGUGACAAACUUGGCCAGUGUCUACAUCAGGGAAGGCAACCGGCACCAAGAGCUUUACAGCUUAUUGGAAAGGAUAAAUCCAGACCAUAAUUUCCCUGUGAGUUCUCACUGUCUCCGAGCAGCAGCUUUUUACAUCCGAGGUCUGUUCUCCUUCUUCCAAGGAAGAUACAAUGAGGCCAAGAGGUUCCUGCGAGAAACGCUGAAAAUGUCGAAUGCAGAAGAUUUGAAUCGGUUGACAGCCUGUUCCCUUGUGCUCCUGGGUCACAUAUUCUACGUGUUAGGGAAUCACAGGGAAAGUAACAAUAUGGUAGUACCAGCCAUGCAGCUUGCAAGCAAGAUACCAGAUAUGUCUGUGCAGCUCUGGUCUUCAGCUCUGCUGAGAGACCUGAACAAAGCCUGUGGGAAUGCCAUGGAUGCACAUGAGGCAGCACAGAUGCACCAGAACUUCUCCCAGCAGCUGCUCCAGGACCACAUCGAGGCCUGCAGUCUUCCAGAACACAACCUGAUCACGUGGACAGAUGGACCACCUCCUGUACAGUUCCAGGCACAGAACGGACCCACCACCAGCCUGGCCAGUCUCCUGUGAAAGAGGAAAAACUAUCAGGACAGUGUGUUUGAAAAGGAGAAAAAAAAGACCAACAAAAACAGAAACCACCAACAUGCAAAAUCUUUUCUUCAAAGAAAAGGCAGCAAACUCCUCUGGUAGUGAGGGCCUGGUAGGAAACAGAUUGCAAAAAGACAACGUACAUUUCAUAGACUGGCAAAGUGAGAAGGGCAUUUUAAGCUGCUUUUACAUGGUGUGUGAAUAUACAGCUAGUGUGUAUAUACCUGCUGGUUUUAAUCUGCUUUCCUCUUACUGAGAAUUAAGGUUUAGUCCAAAGGACACUUGUUCCUUCAAUUGUUAGAUACCUACUUUUUAAAAAACUGUCCCAGGAAGCGAAGAGGACUCGCAGAGUUUUGAAUACCAGUUGUAUUCCCAAUCCUUUUUCAGCCAGUUGGAAUGUUUGCUGUGCCCUUCCACUCCUGGGAAGAAUUGGGUUGAAAUCGUGAUUGAUUGUAGGGUUGCCCUGAAGUUCUACAUGUAGUUUCUGAGGUGAUGCCCUUCCCUCCUCACCGAGUGCAGCCCUUGGCAGGGCUGUUUGGAGUGAGUAUGAGGUGGGUGAGCUCUGAGCUCUGAGGGGCAGGGUGUUGGUGUUUGCAGCCAGGGGUGCUGGUGUCCUCAGGGAGUUCUCCAGGCUGAGCUGAGCAGGUUCCACCUCCCAGAUUCAUCCCUGUGUGACAACGUGCCACCACUUUGUCCCUGGGAGGAUCUUCCUUCUGUCUCCCUGCCCUGCUGCCCAGUCCUGGGUAGGGCAAAGCUGCAGCUCUCUCCAUCUCAGCUGCUUAGUUGGGAUCUGUAGGGAAGGAGGAAAGUCCUUGUCCUGUGUUGAGUCCCUCUGGGGCCAAGCAACUGGGGAACAAGGUUUUGCAUCCCACCUGCAGCGUUGCCAAGGGGAGGCAGCAUCUGUGCCUUAAUGAUCUCUACAUGGGAUUGAAGUCAGAGUUAAACUAGAUGGUUCAAACCCAGACCCAGUAUAAGCCAGAGGCUUAUAAAAAACUAAACUGUCGUCUUACCCUUGGCAAAAACCAGGACAAUUCCCACCUUUUCUAUGUUAGUUUUCCUGUUCUCAGUUGUUUGUUACUUUUUAACUCUUUAGCUGUGAAUUCUCCCUGCCUUUGCCUGUGUCUCUGCAGCUGUCUCAGGACAGGAGAGGAGGCCCAGGUUGGUUCUGCAGAAAACACUCUGGGAGUUGUUAAUUCCAUGAAGCAGCAGCAGCUUCAUAGCCAGGAUCUGUGGCAGCCCAACCUGGUGCUGUGUGAAGCUUGUGAGGUUCCUGGGGUUGAAUAAAGGUGUUUUUUUCUCUCUUGGUAGCUCCUGCAUAUUUAUCUCCCAAAUUCCGAGGUGGAGGGGAAAGGAAUCUGCUAGGAAAAUGACUUUUAUAGGGUUUUCUCUGCUUCUUUUUCUGAGGGAGGAGAAUAUUUUAAAGGAAAUGCUUGAUUCCCCCCCUCAAACCUUUAGAACUUUAAUUGGAGGAGGAAUGCUGUGAAAUCUUUUUUGGUCAUUCUUUCCCAGCCUCGUCCCCUGGGUAGCCACAGCUCACAGAGACACUUGCUUUUUGUAGUUCAGAGCCCUCAGUUUCUACCACUGAAGGAUGUGAAGGGGACAAGGUGCUUGUCCAGUUACCAGCCCAGGGUUUUGUUCCCUUGGCUGGACGGGCAGUGCUGAUUUGGAUCCUGUUCUCAAACACAUCCUCUUGCAGGUGUAUUUUAAGCCUUGUUAAAUGUGCAAUGGGGAUAACAGGGCCUCAGUGUUAGUACAGGGAGAGAGCCUGGUACUUGGUGCUGUCUGGAGUCUCCCUUAGAGCUCAGAAAAAUAGGAAAGAAACCUAAGUUAGCAUAUAGGACAUUUGGGGAUACCAAACACAGGGAGAAUCCACGGGGAUGGGCCGUGUUCUGCAUCGCGAGCUCCUUGAGGUGGUGUUCUCUGAGGUCUGUCCUGUUCCCUUUGAAUCCCACAGCUGGAAUUCCCAUGGAGCUGCCGGCUCCAGGGGCAGGAGCCUGUCCCCACGCCAGCCCCUCGGUGGCAGCACUGCCCCUGGGGCCCUGGCUCGUAGAGAGGAGGUGGCUCCACAGCUGCUCAUCCUGGUCCGAGGCAGCCCUGCCGAGCUGCAGGCGCAGGUUAGAACAACCCUGAGCUGUCCUCUCCUUGGAUUGUGGUCAGGAAUGAUCAGGUAAAUUCUACCUUGGGAAUAUCAAUAUCCCGUGUGUGGUGUGUGUGGGAAGCAGUGUCACUCCUUGGUUCUUCCCUCUCUAAGUCACUGAGUUGCAAGAACUCGGCACCCAAAUUCCAUGGCUGUUUUCCUGACAGUGCCUCAGCAGCUGAGGAAUGACCAGUGGCUGGAAAAGAUGGACUUCAGAGUCCCAUCCAGGGGAUCCAGGCAUUCUUAGUCUUGUCUUCAUCCAGUCUGAGGCUGUUACUUAACUGAUGCCCAUGGCUGCCACAAAAACUACCUUCAGAUGCCACAAAAAGUGCUGCUUCUACGAGGAAAUAUUUUUUAAAAUCUCUGUUCUCAAGAGCUGUGGUUUGGGCUGAGUUGAAGAAAAGCAUUUUGCAGCAGUGCCUGUUCAGGGAGCUGCAUCUCCUCACCUCCCCCUGCUGCUCAGGGCCUGCAGGGCUGGAGGUGCUGCUGCAGGAGAGGGAUUUCCAGCAGGAAUUUUCUGCCUUUUGGUCAGUCCUUGUGUGUGUGUGAACCAGGCUGCUGGGGAAGGUAAAUCCCUGGCUGGUCUGUCCUCGGGAGGGAAGGAGGCACUUGAGGGCAAGGCUGCCUGCUUCUGGUGUGUGUGUUGAACAGGAACCAUUGGCUAAACAACCUGUCCUGUCAGGAGGAGCCACCUGAGGUUUCCCCAGCUCCACUCGGGCUUUGCUUUUUGUGCCACUGUCACCCACAGCCCCGAGGCAUUCAGAGCUCCCAGAGUCCUCUCCCCAUCACAGAAUUCCCCAAAUCAUGUAAAUUUGAAAAUAACUGGGUGAUUUUCUAUCUCUGAAAUUCAAUGUACAUUUGUUACAAUGUACAGUGCUUUUUAACGACACUUGUAUAUUAAAUUAUUUAAUAGUUUUUGCUUUUCAGUAUCUUUUGUAUGUAGCAGAGAUGAAAACAAGGACCUCAUAACUGAAGUUCUUCCUAAUUUUCAAAUGAGUCUGUAAAGUUGAACAGAAAACUAGAAGUUUACAGUUUACAAAUAAUCUUCUGUUAAGUGCUUGGUCUGUCUAACUUGAUUUGAACAACCUAUUUCUAAACUUCCUUGUCCAAUCAUUUAAUUCUUUCUGGAAACAAACACGAAGUCUUUUAUGAACUUCUAAAAAAUAUAUAUAUAAUUAUUCUUCUAAAGAUGUAAUUUAGAGAACCUGUACAGUUUUUUCUCUAGUAUUUUUAAAUGAGUAGCCAGAACUUACACAGAAGCAUCUAAUCACUGUUUUUUGUAGAUAGUGUAAAAACUUAUAUAUGUAUAGAGAAUGCAGCCUGAAGAAGUGUUUGCCUGUUGUUUCAUUUCCUACACCAUCAACAUCAGAAAGGCCCAUGUAAAGACAUCUAGAUUUGGCAGCUGGGGGGGAAUAUAAAAUAAAAUGAGUCAUUAAUUUCAUCCCCCACGUGCCAGCUGUGCACUCACUGUGCCACCAGGAGCAACAAUUGAUGGGGAUACAAUGUGAGGGCCUGCAGUGGCUGUGCUGCCUGGGGACAGGGGGGUGCAGCCCCAUCUUACUUCCCUGCUUUUAAGUUUAUUCAGCUUUUCCAAGUUCUCCACUGAGUAAAAUCACAACAGAAGGAGCUCAGUCAUGUCCCGUUUCACCUGAAGGGAUUACUGACCUUUCCCAGUCCUGCUGGAUGAUCCCAUUCCCAUCGUGUCUGGUGGUUCUUCACGGCGUGAGUGAGGAGGGAAUGGUGUUGGUUUAGGUUGUCUGGAACACCUGGAGAAGCCAGGAUGAAAUCCCACCCCUCUGUGCUCUUCUACUGUCUGUCCUAGCAAGUGUAUUUAAUUGUUCCCUGCAGUGACCCCCGGGGUGUUCCCUGGGGUUUGUACCAUGUGUUGUCCCGUGUCUGUAGCUCUCCAGCUGUAGCAGGACCUGUUCCCUCUGCCAGUGCUCCCUCCUGACCCUGUAAAUACAGGAACCCGCGGCACGGGAUGGAACCGGGGGCGUGACUUGGUUGCCUUUGUUUCCUCUCAUUUUCUAUAUUAGAAGAAUUUUUAAAUAAAGUUUUAAUUUUACUUCUUCUA
This is a messenger RNA of Apus apus (common swift), 6221 nucleotides long. RefSeq names its product MAU2 sister chromatid cohesion factor (gene MAU2). Lineage: Eukaryota; Metazoa; Chordata; Aves; Apodiformes; Apodidae. Bases 1 to 1992 code for a protein of 663 amino acids. The transcript is spliced from 19 exons. Gene Ontology annotation, molecular function: double-stranded DNA binding; protein binding. Gene Ontology annotation, cellular component: chromatin; SMC loading complex. The record is from RefSeq and is a predicted model, not a curated record. Gene Ontology annotation, biological process: maintenance of mitotic sister chromatid cohesion; mitotic sister chromatid cohesion.